UUGGUGUCUCUAUAUUCGCAAACCCUCUCGUUCUUUCGGCGGUAUUGCAUUCCUCUCCGCACAAUCUUAUUUCCGUUGUAGAAGGAGCCGCCGAGGAACUCUGCAACGAUGAUUGUGUAUCAGGAUCUCCUUACAGGUGAUGAGCUUCUCUCGGAUUCAUUUCCAUACAAAGAGAUCCAAAAUGGAUUGCUUUGGGAAGUUGAGGGAAAGUGGGUUGUUCAAGGAGCAGUUGAUGUAAACAUCGGUGCCAACCCUUCUGCAGAAGGCGGUGAGGAUGAUGAGGGCCUGGAUGACCAGGCUGUCAAGGUUGUUGAUAUUGUUGAUACAUUCCGUCUCCAGGAACAACCUGCGUUUGACAAGAAGCAAUUUCUUUCAUACAUAAAGAGGUACAUCAAGUUGCUAACCCCAAAGUUGGAAGGUGAGGCGCAAGAGGAGUUCAAGAAGAACAUUGAGGGUGCGACUAAGUUCCUGCUUCCAAAGCUGAAAGACCUUCAAUUUUUUGUAGGUGAGAGUAUGCAUGACGAUGGCAGUCUGGUCUUUGCAUACUACAAGGAAGGUGCAACUGACCCAACAUUUCUGUACUUUGCCCAUGGGUUGAAGGAGGUCAAGUGUUAGUCAAGAGGACAAAGUCAAAUGCGUCUCAUCUAUAACAUU
Messenger RNA from Telopea speciosissima, 654 nucleotides. RefSeq names its product translationally-controlled tumor protein homolog. Gene Ontology annotation, molecular function: calcium ion binding. The transcript has 5 exons. Lineage: Eukaryota; Viridiplantae; Streptophyta; Magnoliopsida; Proteales; Proteaceae. Gene Ontology annotation, cellular component: cytoplasm. The coding region runs from base 109 to 615 and encodes 168 amino acids. The record is from RefSeq and is a predicted model, not a curated record.